AUGGCAGCCUUUCAGGACUUGACUCACUCUCACGCUUUGCCAUUAAAUUCAAAUAAAAUUCUUAAAAGAGCCGCGAGACUUUCAGCUUCCAAAUAUACUUCGAAACAACAUUUUGCAUUGACAUUAGUAGUGACAGCAACAAAAUCAUGGAAUGUGAAUGUGAAAAUAUCAUUUGCUGCCGCAAGGAUUCUUGUAGCUGUACCAACAGGAAAUAUGAAAACUUAUGAUUUAUGA
This is a messenger RNA of Clunio marinus, 234 nucleotides long. Lineage: Eukaryota; Metazoa; Arthropoda; Insecta; Diptera; Chironomidae. The record is from the annotation of a GenBank genome assembly.